UUCGCGAAGGGUUCCUUGGGGUCCCAGGGGCCGAGUGGCACGGGGGUUAAUUAAGCCUCAAUUAUCCGUAACUUUUGAAUGGUAUCAUAAAAAUAGGGCCUUUUUACGAACGCAACGGGUCUAUAUUAUUAUUAUUGUUCCAAACAGCUUGUAAUUAUAGUGAUUGGCGUUGAUGAAGAGCGCGGAAACUCAUUCAACCAAUCAGCGCUUCGAUUUCUUGUUCCGCCCCUGUACUGUAAAAUUUCACCUCAUAAAUAUUUCGAUAGCGCGCACUGCGCUCAGCUGGCAGCUUGGCACCUGUUUAGCAUUGGCAUUGUCAAGCAGAUUUUGCCAGAUUCAGCGACAGCACAGGAAAGGAGCACAACAUUGUGCUACUUUUAGCUAUGUCCGAAGACGCCACAGUGGACAUCGAGUUGAGCGACGAGGAUGGAGCAGACGAGUUUUUCUUUGAGUCAGACUACACUGCACUUAAGGGCAAUCAGGACUACAGAAAACUUUUACGCUCUGUCCUCAUCCUGCAGGUACAACGGGAACAGGCCAUCAAGGCUGUGGAGCAACUGUACGAAGCUAAGAAGAAGGCCUUGGCUAACCCAAAGGAAUUUAUAGACAAACUGGCCAAGGGUGAGGACCUUGGCAUUCCACCCGUGAUAAAACUAGAGCCGCUGCCGGAAAUAGACUGGUCGCAAUACCAAGAAUUCAUGCCUGAGUCCAAUAGACCCAUCACCAGAAAGAAGGUGGAGGAAGCCAUUGUGACCAAAACCGAGAGCAAGGGUGGCGAGGAGAAUAGUUCAGUUAGGAUCCGAGGCAAGGUGUUUAACGACGAGAAACCGGAGACGUUUAACCAGUUAUGGACGGCCGCGGAACAGAAGAGACUCGAAGAGCUGCUGGAUGAAUUUGGCCCUGAGACGGUUGAGUCACGACGCUGGGAGAAAAUCGCCAGAGCACUAGGCAAUAGAACGAUGAUGCAAGUGCAGAGCCGCGUGCAGAAGUACUUUAAAAAGCUGCACCAGAUGAACUUACCUGUGCCUGGAAGGUUGCCCAGGAUGCGCUCGAGCAUAACGAAAAAGCCGCACAAGCACCAGAGGCUAAACCACUUUUACCAGAAGCCAUCUACUUUCUUCCCUGAACUGGACCCUCCCGUUCUAAUGAAUGAAGAUGAUCUCAACUCCCUUAAUAGCAGUUCUCAAGGCUAUCCGGAAUCUCUUGAUGAUGCGACCUGCUCGCGGGGAACUUCAAACCAGGCUGACCUGCUGGUCAUGGUCAUUAAGGACAAGGAAUCUAGCAUCUCUGGUCUCCAUGAAGGCUUCUCGUGUGAUGGUUGCUCGGAGGAUCCAAUUAAAGGAACGCGGUGGCACUGCGAGGACUGCGCGCUGGAGAGCCUCUCCUUUGACCUGUGCACUGACUGCCUAACCGCGCAACUUAUGGGUGAGCUGCAGCUGAUGGCCACCUCGCGGCACACAAACGCGCACCGAAUUUGUCCUGUACGCAAGGAAUGCGCUUCCUCCUCCACCUGGGACCCUGACUACCUGACACCUACCACUGCCUCCUACAACUACCUUGACCCUAAUUUCAGACCGGACUAGAUUUCUUUGCGCACAAUUAGGGCUACCCAACAAAUGACUUUUAAGUCAUGAUGAUGAGGAGAAAAUCAAACACAGUUGCCAGAGGAUAUUUUUAUAGAAUGUCUGGUCUAAUAAAAUACAUUAAUUUUGA
Cloeon dipterum is the source of this 1713-nucleotide messenger RNA. RefSeq names its product Ada2a-containing complex component 1 (gene Atac1). The coding region runs from base 384 to 1583 and encodes 399 amino acids. The record is from RefSeq and is a predicted model, not a curated record. The transcript is spliced from 7 exons. Lineage: Eukaryota; Metazoa; Arthropoda; Insecta; Ephemeroptera; Baetidae. Gene Ontology annotation, molecular function: zinc ion binding.